AUGGAUGAAAGCCGUGAAAGCCAUGGAAAACAAUAUGUGGAUGGGAUGAUUGAGUACAUGCAUAGAUGUGACCUAGAAAAAUGGUCGAAACUUGAAGUAGAUGACUUUAUUGAGAAAAAGCUUGGUCUAUAUGUAAGUGAGUUGGAGUACUUUUACCUGAAGACUCUGAUGAAUUUAAAAGAAGGCUUGGUCCGCUUAUUUGACAAUAAAUCCUCCAUGGAUAUGGCUGAAAUUGGAGUUAAAGCAUGGGUAGUUGACCUCUAUGUUGUGGAUACAACUGGGGUAUUGGUCAGUCAAGUAAUACAAGACCAUGGAGAGGCUACUGUUGAUGAUGGAAAGUCCACUGACAAGGAAAAUGGAAGGCUAGAUGCGGCUGUUAAGGGGAAGAGCAAGGUUGAUGUUGUUGAGGAGGACAAUGUGGAGGUGCCUCCAUUUGUUGAUAGUGACUACGACCUUAGUGAUAAGGAUAAAGAUAAUAUUAUGGCUACCCAAGUGAAAGGGUGGAAAAGGGUUGUGGAUGUAAUGGCAAGGCACCCUACUGAUGAUACUAUUGACAGUGAUCAACUUCCUAGAGACUCACCAAGUUCGGGAUCAGAAGAUGAAGAAGAGAAAGAGCAUUAUGACGAUACAAGGCGUUUGACUAGAAGAUAUAAGGCUGACACUGAGCGCAACGACCCGAGAUGGGAAAUUGGGUUGCGUUUUAAUUCCAAGGCAGACUUCAAAGACUUAAUUCGUCACCAAGGAGUUUCACGGCUCCACAACAAACAUAAGUGUGGCGGGGCUUCCUAUAACCAUGGAUGUGCCAAUGUACGGUAUCUCGCUAAGAAAUACAAGGAAGAUAUUCGAGUCAUCCCUGGAAUGACUGUGGGCCAAUUUAUAGAAAAGGUGCAUAGUGACAUGAAGAUCACCAUUUCUCCAGGAAAGGCCAAGAGAGCUAUGCAACAUGCAUGGAGACUGAUAGAAGUCGACUUGGUGAAGCAGUACAAGCGCCUACAUGACUACAAGGCUGAAAUUCUCAGAACUAAUCCGGGAAGCACGGUUGUCUUAGCAAAGCAGUGGCUUGAGGAUGGAUAUGACAGGUUUAAGGCUAUUUACAUUGCUUACGAAGCAUGUAAAAAUUCUUUCAAACGUCAUUGUAGACGCUUGAUAGGCCUAGAUGGGUGUCAUUUGAAGGGGCAAGCCAAGGGAAUUCUUUUGACAGCCAUCGGAUUGGAUCCGAAUGAUCAGAUUUUUUCCAUAGCUUUUGUCGUAGUUUGCAUUGAAAAUACUGACACAUGGAAUCGGUUCCUCGGGCUGUUGGUGCAAGAUUUGGAAAUUACGGAUUCUAGCAAGUGGACUUUCAUCUCGGACAGAAAAAAGGGGCUAAUCAAUGCCAUGAGAAACUAUUGCCCGCAUGUCGUGGAUAAUUCCCGGAAUUCACUUGAUCCAGUGCUUGGCUCAAACAAUGUAUUGAGUUGA
Molecule: messenger RNA, 1458 nt
Organism: Salvia splendens (bonfire salvia)
Lineage: Eukaryota; Viridiplantae; Streptophyta; Magnoliopsida; Lamiales; Lamiaceae
Exons: 3
Coding region: 1-1458 (485 amino acids)
Source: RefSeq, a predicted model, not a curated record